Messenger RNA from Durusdinium trenchii, 772 nucleotides. Lineage: Eukaryota; Dinophyceae; Suessiales; Symbiodiniaceae. The record is from the annotation of a GenBank genome assembly.
GGAGAGGCAUGCGGGUGCAUCAGUACUAGGCCCCACGAAUGCAAUAUCUAUCCAGGCACGAGCCAGCUGUGGGAAACCAGGUUUCUGGAAUCCACCCAGCUGUAGCAGCCAUGGCGAAGCCAAGAACGGGGCUGCUGCUUUGCGCUUGGGCCUUGUUGGCCGUCCGCUGCUGGCCAGGUGCUUUCGCCCGGGGCACUGGAAGAUUCCUGCGACCCCGCGGGGCCGCAGGCUUCGCAGGCCUCGGCCUCAGAGCAGAGGAAGGAUCCAGCUCGGUGAAGCUGAUGCUGAACGCGGAGGAGCGUGUACAGCUCAUGGACCUGGGCUACAGCGAAGAGGAGGCUGCAGAGAUGAGAGUGGAGCUGGCGCAAGCCGUCCUGGCGCGGCAGACGCGGCGGCCGUGGGGCGAGCGUCCCAUGCCCGAGGAAUGGCGGGACCAGGCAGUGAAGGCCGCGCGUGAGGCGGACUUGGAGCGACUGCAGGACCCAUCGGGCGCCGCACGUGACUCUGCGAAUGGGCCGGAUUUUGCGCUGGUGGUGGGCACCACGGUGGUCGUUUUGCUGCUGAUGUUUGCCGUGCUUGUGGUGGCUGGCACGCCCUUGGAAGGGCCAAGCACCUACUUGCCACCGCAACGCCUUCCGGAGUAUUCCUUGAAGUCCUAGACGGAACUCUCCGCAGUGCUGCGCAGUCCGCAGUUCGGCUUUUCAUUUUUUCCGGGAGCACUCGGCCGCCAAACAAAGCGGCUGAUUGGUGCGCCGGCGCACUCUGCGGAAAA